AUGUAUUGGACAGACUGGGAAGAAGAUGAAAUAGACGACAGUGUGGGAAGAAUUGAGAAGGCAUGGAUGGAUGGCUACAGUCGGCAGAUUUUUGUAACAUCAAAGAUGCUUUGGCCGAAUGGUUUAACUCUGGACUAUCAUGCCAAUGUGUUAUACUGGUGUGAUGCCUAUUAUGAUCACAUUGAAAGAAUAUUUUUGAAUGGAACUGAAAGAAAGGUAAUCUACAGCGGAAAAGAUUUGAAUCAUCCUUUUGGAUUAUCACAUCAUGGAAAUCAUAUUUACUGGACAGACUAUAUGAAUGGAUCUAUUUUCCAGCUGGAUCUGAUCACAAGGAAUGUGACACUGUUAAGAAGUGAGAGACCACCUUUGUUUGGGCUUCAGAUAUAUGACCCACGUAAACAGCAAGGUGAUAACGCAUGUCGUGUUAACAACGGAGGUUGCAGUACUCUCUGUUUAGCCAUUCCUGGAGGCAGAGUUUGUGCCUGUGCUGAUAAUCAGUUUUUGGAGGAAAACAGCACAACCUGCAUGAUUAAACAUGGAGAAAUGCCACCACAGUUGUGCAAAGCCGAACAGUUCCAGUGUAACAAUAAGCGCUGUAUCCAUGGUCGCUGGCGCUGUGAUGGAGAUGAUGACUGUUUGGAUGGCAGUGAUGAGCAUGCUGACAUUUGCUUCAAUCAUAGUUGUCCUGAGAAUCAGUUUAAAUGCCAAAAUAAUCGCUGCAUUCCCAAGAGAUGGCUAUGUGAUGGAGCUAAUGACUGUGGUAAUAACGAAGAUGAAUCAAAUAAAACCUGUGCAGCAAGAACGUGUCAGAUCGACCAAUUUUCUUGUGGGAAUGGACGCUGUAUUCCAACAUCUUGGCUGUGUGACAGGGAGGAUGACUGUGGAGAUCAAACUGAUGAAAUGACAUCCUGUGAAUUCCCAACGUGUGAGCCACUAACUCAAUUUGUUUGCAAAAAUGGAAGAUGCAUUAGCAGCAAAUGGCUCUGUGAUUCAGGCAAAUGA
Molecule: messenger RNA, 1002 nt
Organism: Meleagris gallopavo (turkey)
Lineage: Eukaryota; Metazoa; Chordata; Aves; Galliformes; Phasianidae
Source: RefSeq, a predicted model, not a curated record